Molecule: messenger RNA, 447 nt
Organism: Anastrepha obliqua
Lineage: Eukaryota; Metazoa; Arthropoda; Insecta; Diptera; Tephritidae
Gene: roh
Exons: 3
Coding region: 112-354 (80 amino acids)
Source: RefSeq, a predicted model, not a curated record
AACACUGACUAUCUGACAAUUGCUCUUGUGAAUGAUUCGUUUCUGAUAGAAGAGGAAUCACAUUGUGUUGCGCUGCUGUUUUUUGCCAGAGGGAAUAAUUAAAUCGUAAAGAUGUCUGACAAAGCCGUUGAAAAAGUUGGACGCCCUAUGAAGUAUCCAUAUACUUUCAGUGCGAAAAUCGCUCAAUUCCCAAUAAAGCACUACAUUCAGAAACAGUGGAUCUGGAAAUAUUAUUUCGUUGCCUUUGGUCUCUGCAUUCCCGUCUUCUACAAAAUCAGCAAAUUGGCGAACUCACCUGAAAACAAAAAGAAGUGGGCCGAGAGCCAAGCAAAGGAAGCUGCCGAACAUCAUUAAACAUAAAAAAUUAUCAUUGGUCGCAUCAUGUAUAUCUAAUAUUUGAAGUUAUAUUCUGGAAUAAAUAGCGCGCUUUCGACCCUAAAAAAUAUA